Molecule: messenger RNA, 1719 nt
Organism: Tilletiopsis washingtonensis
Lineage: Eukaryota; Fungi; Basidiomycota; Exobasidiomycetes; Entylomatales
Exons: 6
Coding region: 178-1662 (494 amino acids)
Source: RefSeq, a predicted model, not a curated record
CACCGCCCAUGCUGUCCUCAACGGCCCGGCGUCCAUCGCAUCCUGGCAUCCGUUGGGCCUGCCUAGCUGCCAACCCAACCUCGCGUGCGCCGCGCGUGGGCAGCAGCGUCGCAAUGGAGCAUGCGCAGCCGGCGCCUCCAUCGUCGUGACCCACCUCACCCUCGCGGCCAGUGCCCCAUGCUCGCACUGCUGCUCCUCGCAUUCCUGCCGCUCAUCCACUCUCGGCCCCUGCUCUCCUCGCAGCCGCGCAGCAGCUACGCGCAUGCGCAGCACAGCCAUGCGCGCAGCAGCGACCUCUUCGAGCCUGCUCAGCCGCCGCUGCUUGAUCUCGCGGCCAGCAGCUCGGCGGCGCUGGCGGCGCGCAGCCUGAACUUCUCGGCGUCCGUCGGCGGGGCCAGCAGUGGCGUUGCGCUGGCCGUGCAGAACGAGACGGCAUCAAGCCUCGAUGCAGUCAUCUCGGCAUAUGCGCUCGACCCGACACCAUGGACGUGGACCUUUCCCACCUCUGCUCCCGCACCCUUGCGGCGCAAAGCCUAUUCGCAGGACGCCGCCACGCUCUCCGACUCGGCGAGCUUCACGAGCAGCUGGCUGGCCUCGUCGCUGAAUCUCUACAGCGGAAGGGUGCUGGUGGGUGCGCAGAACCUCGACUUUGUCUCGAUGCCGAGCGCCGAUGGCGGAGCAAUGACGACGGCGCUCAAGGUCUCCUAUCCCGACGGCUCCUACGUGCCCUCUGCUGCCCACUCCAGCUCGCGCAGGCGCGCAGCGGCAGCGUCCAACGCACCCAUCGGUGGCACCUCUUUCUAUCCGCAGCCCUUCGCACUAGCGCCCAACUCCACGUCCAGCGUCGCAGUAGGCGGCGGUGAUGCCAGUCGCGCGGCACAUCUGCUGCGCUACACCAUCACCGUGCCCAGUGACUUUGCCUUCGUAAAGGGCGGCAAGCUGCCGGGCCUCUACAGCUCCGUCGGCACGCAGGAUGCGUCGGGCUCAUGGGACGCAAACACCGAUGCUUGCAGCGGCGGCGCCCGCAACGGCGUCGGCGAGAGCUGCUGGAGCGCUCGGCUCAUGUGGCGGGAGGGUGGCGCUGGAGAAGUGUACGCUUACUUUCCGACUGCCAAGUCGGGCGCCUAUGACCCUUGUGCCCCACGCUCCACCAUGGUCUGCAACGACGCAUAUGGCACCUCGAUCGGCCGCGGCUCCUUUUCUCUGGUGCCGGGCUCCUCACUUACCAUCACCCUGCUCGUCCAGCUCAACAGCGAUCCGACCAUUGCGAACGGCCGCAUUGCGCUCUGGGCCGACGAUAAGCUCGUGGUCAACGAAGAGGGCCUGCUGCUGCGCAGCGGCACUGUGCCCACGACACGCACUGGCAAGGGCGGCGGCAGUAGCGAUACUGCUGCGGGCGCCGUCACGCCGAGUGGCUCGGCGCAGUGGGUCGACAAGGUCUUCUUUUCCUCCUUCUUCGGCGGCUCCACGCCCGACUUUGCCGCACAGGGCAAUAUGUCGCUGUACUUCUCCGACUUCUCCCUGCAUUCCGGCUCACAAGCGUCCACCUCGUCUGGCCCGAGCGUCUCGGCGUCGAGCAGCAGCGUCAAGCUGCCCUCUCCCCAGCGUGUCUGGCUCGCAAGCUUCGUUGCGUCGCUGCUUCUCUUCCUUCUCGCCCAGUGAGGGGCUCGUCCAUACAGGUACUGUCGUCAUGUCAUUGCCGCAAGGUAUAGAAAGUCC